Messenger RNA from Ictidomys tridecemlineatus (thirteen-lined ground squirrel), 1174 nucleotides. RefSeq names its product mitochondrial ribosomal protein L24 (gene Mrpl24). The record is from RefSeq and is a predicted model, not a curated record. Gene Ontology annotation, cellular component: ribosome. Gene Ontology annotation, biological process: translation. Gene Ontology annotation, molecular function: structural constituent of ribosome; RNA binding. NCBI's taxonomy places the organism in Eukaryota, Metazoa, Chordata, Mammalia, Rodentia, Sciuridae.
CUGAAAGCUCGGAGCGGGCGGGUGCUGAAGAGGGCUGGGGCCCGAUGAUUUCUAGGGUCCAGGUCCGCACCGUGGAUGAGGCUGGGGGGCGGGGGAGCCGUGACCUGAGAGGCGACCAAAUGGUCAGCCCCACGACCGUGCACUGGACAUCCAGAGCACGCAGUGGACGCUCCGCUGCGGAAGGUGCACCAGGCUCUCCAGACUGUGGAAGGAACCGAAGGGAAAGUUCUAAGGGGCGUGCUAGCCGCUCUGGGCUGGCUCCUGGCAUCUCCCGGAGUCGCAGAACUAGAAUGACUGACUGGGCUUCAUCCAUAAGUUGCACGUUUCCAGUUCUGUGAAUAUUUCAACAAAGUUGACACAGGUGUAUGAAAAGCUAACGAGCAAAGUUUCUGAGUCUUCACUGGCGAAGAGAAUUCUCAAAGCUCCUAGCUAUGCGUCUCUCUGUAUUGCUGGCCUUGGCAUCCAAGGUCACUCUGCCCCCUCACUACCGCUAUGGGAUGAGCCGCCCAGGUUCCCUGGCAGACAAGAGGAAGAAUCCCCCAGGGACCAGGCGGCGCCCCGUGGUUGUGGAACCCAUCUCUGAUGAAGACUGGCAUCUGUUCUGUGGGGACAUGGUGCAGAUCCUGGAAGGCAAGGAUGCAGGGAAGCAGGGCAAGGUGGUUCAAGUCAUCCGGCAGCGGAAUUGGGUAGUCCUGGAGGGGCUGAACACGCAUUUCCGCUACAUUGGCAGGACAAAGGAUUCUCCGGGAACCAUGAUCCCUAGUGAAGCCCCUUUGCUCCACUCCCAGGUCAAACUUGUGGAUCCUGUGGACAGGAAACCCACCGAGAUUGAGUGGAGAUUUACGGAGGCAGGAGAGCGAGUACGAGUCUCCACAAGAUCAGGAAGAAUUAUCCCCAAACCUGAAUUUCCCAGAGCUGACGGCAUUGUCCCUGAAACAUGGACUGAUGGUCCCAAAGACACAUCAGUGGAAGAUGCUAUGGAAAGAACUUACGUGCCUCGUCUGAAGACACUGGAGGAAGAGGUGAUGGAGGCAAUGGGGAUCCAGGAGACCCGGAAACACAAGAAAGUCUAUUGGUAUUGAGUCUGGGGAAGACAGCUUCUCCGGCUUUUUAUCUUAGCCUUGAAGGCCAAAGCACUAUUUUCAGACACCAAUAAAGUGCCGCCGUUAGUCUU